Molecule: messenger RNA, 4359 nt
Organism: Thalassophryne amazonica
Lineage: Eukaryota; Metazoa; Chordata; Actinopteri; Batrachoidiformes; Batrachoididae
Gene: wwc3
Product: WWC family member 3
Exons: 23
Coding region: 248-3721 (1157 amino acids)
Biological process (GO): cell migration; regulation of DNA-templated transcription; negative regulation of organ growth
Cellular component (GO): cytoplasm
Molecular function (GO): kinase binding; molecular adaptor activity
Source: RefSeq, a predicted model, not a curated record
GAAUAUGGCCAGGCAGGAAUGAAGUAUGGUGGCAGAGGCGAACAUGGAGGAGCGCAGAGGCUGCGUGUGUCUGCGGGCUCUCUGAGAACAACAGCGGCGCUCUCACUGCAGGGAACCGCGGCGGAAAGUUUUACUUUAGUCUUUCCACUCCUGUGGCCGCGGACUGCGUCGAGCUGUGGGCGUGUGGGAAUGCAGUGAAGGCGAAGUUUUUGCGGCGGGCUGCUGCCCCCUCACCCGUCCUGACGCGAUGCCGUGGACCAGCGGCCGAAAGCGGGCAGAGAGCUCGGAGCUGCCGCUGCCCGCCGGCUGGGAGGAAGCCCGGGAUUACGACGGGAGAGUGUUUUUUAUCGAUCACAAUACCCGGCAAACAUCGUGGAUUGACCCCAGAGAUAGGAUCACCAAACCGCUGACAUUUGCUGACUGUGUUGGAGAUGAACUGCCUCUUGGGUGGGAGGAAGUUUACGACCAGCAAGUGGGAGUUUACUACAUCGAUCAUAUCAACAAGACCACCCAGAUGGAAAACCCGCGGACUCAGUGGCGACAAGAGCAGGAGCGCAUGCUGAAGGAGUAUCUUGUAGUGGCCCAGGAGGCCCUGGAAGCCAAGAAGGAGAUCUACCUGGUCAAGCAGCAGCGCCUGGAGCUGGCUCAGCAGGAAAUGUUGCUCUUCCACGAGCUCUCAGAGGACAACCGCUCUGUCGCCAGCACACUCUCCAGCUCAUCCUCAAAUGCGAAAUACGACCCUGACCAAAUCAAAGUGGAAAUAGCUUGUCGACGAGAGCGGCUCUCCAGACUGAAGCAUGAGUUGGCCCAGGUGAAGCAGGAGCUCCAGUACAAGGAAAUGGGAGUGGAGACCCUGCAGGAGAUUGACAGGAAGAUGUCCUGCAGUCACACAAACUACAAGCUGGAUGAGGCUCAAGCAAUUUUCACCGAGCUGCGUAGUAUCAAGAAGGCAAUCAGUACAGGCGAGAAGGAGAGGCAGGACCUUAUCCAGAGCCUGGCAAAGCUGACUGUCCACUUCCAAAGCAGCCUGUCUAUUACCGAUUCAACCAGCGAGGUGGUGAACAGCACUGCACCCACGCGUGACUCCUGCAGCCUGCAGCAGUACUGUGAUGCUGGAUGUCAGACUGACAUCAUGGCAGAGUAUGGGUCUCAAGAUUCCACGCAUUUGGUGGAUAAAGUGAAGCUGAACUGGCAGUACGAGGAAGCCAAGAAACAGAUGCAGAGUAUACAGCACCAGCUAGCACAGCUGGACACAGAGAGCUGGUCGGGUCGAGCUGAGGCGGACCGAGACUGGGACUUCAUGCAGCUUCUGCGUGAGAAGGAGGCUUUGUUACAGGAGAUUAUUCUGGUCAGCAAGCAGCAGCACCCUCCAGACACCCUGCUGCAGCUGGAGGAGGAGCGGAACCGGCUGGAGGAGGAGGUGCAGAGGGCCCAGACCUCGCAGAGCCAGGGAGCCAGUCAGAGGAUCUUGCAGCAGGAGAAGAGGAACAUUCUGCUGAGGCAGCUGGAGGAGGCAACUCGGAUCACCACCUACCUCCAUUCUCAGCUGAAGAGCCUGUCGGCCAGCUCUCUGACUGUGUCGUCCAGCAGCAGUCGGGGCUCUCUUGCCUCCAGUCGGGGCUCGCUGGCGUCCAGCCGAGGCUCCCUCAGCUCUAUCAGUUUCACUGACAUCUAUGGUCUGCCCCAGUACGAGCGCCAUGAGGGGGCAGGGGAGCCGCUCGAUUCCCACCUUCGCUACCUACUGCCUCCAGAGUCCUUGUCCAGAGAUUGUCCCAUGUUCUCCCCUGAUCCCCUGACUCGGAGCAAAGCCAAACGCUCUCACGACACCCCGCAGUCUCUGGCAUCACUCUCUUCCCGCUCCUCGCUCUCCUCCCUGUCACCACCCAGCUCUCCCAUGGAGACGCCCUACCACUCUGCCCCUCAGGACUGUCCGCUCACCCAGAUGACAGAGGAGUACAUGGAGCUGGCGGGCCGUGGCCUCUUAGAAGGACUGCGGGUUCAGUCACACACCGAAGAUGUGGGCAGCAUCGGCACCACUGUACAUCAUCUGGACAAGACUCACAGGGAGAGCAGCGCUCAGGGGGCUUUCACCUCUGCAGGAGUCACUCUGAGGCCGAACGGCACCAACAGAAGUAGCAGACGGGCCAGGAGAGUGUCCGCAGGUGUGUCCGAGGAUGCCUUAGCCACAGACAGCGGGGUCUUUGAGGCCUGGAACAGAAGGGCGGAGGAGUCUGAGGAGCCGCCGUACAUGAAAGAGCAGACGUCUGUGAGUGAGCACGCUCAGAUCCAACUUGGACUGCUUUGGAAUUCCAGUUCUCAGUCUCUCUUACUGCAUCUGCUACAACUCAAGAAUCUCAGCAGAGCCUUGGUCAAAGAUGGCUGCAAAGUGUAUGUGAAGGUGCACUUGAUUCCACUGGACGCUGGCAGGGCCUGCGCCUUUUACUGUUGUAAGGCCUUGGAACCGCAGCCCCACAUGAAUUUCAACGAAGGCUUCCACAUUCCUGUCGCCGUCGACGCUCUAUCAGCGUGUGCUCUGCAGUUGUCUGUGUGCUCGCUGGGACUUCAGGCUCAGGAAGAGUUACUGGGCACAGCACAGGUGAGCCUGGCAGAUUGUGAGGGGAAUGCAGAGAUGGUUUUUCACUGGCUCCGGGUCCAGAUGUUGACCAGGACCGAGUUACAGAGUCGGGAGCAGAAGAGCCUCAAUCACCGCAGGCAUCAUGAUAGCCAGGAAGAAGAACAGAGAGCCAGAGCCACGGACGUUGUGUGCACGCUGGCACGUUCCCCCACCACCUCCACCAGCGCCAUCACACAUCUGGAGGAGCGGGAUGCAGAGCUGGGGCUGCAAAGGCUGGAGAAGAACAAAGAGCCUGGGGAGGCGGCAUCUGAGAGGAGCUGGCAGGCGGAGUCUAUGGACAGCGGCUGCAGCAACAGCACAGUGUUCACAGCUCCAUGUUCAGAAGGCCUCUGUGCAGACGGCAUCUGCAUUACCAGCGGAGGGCGCUGUGACCAGACAACAAGCAAAGUGGUGACAGUAAAGGUGGAGAAGGCCACCAUGACAGAGAACGUGUUCCCAGAGCUGGUGCGGGUCCGACCCAAAGAGAGAGGCGGACGCUGGGGUCAUGCCUCGCCUUUCAUGCGUGGCAGUACCAUUGUUCGCUCUCAGACCUUCUCUCCUGGUGCUCGCAGUCAGUAUGUGUGCAGGUUAUACCGCAGUGACAGCGACAGCUCCACUCUACCAAAGAAAUCACCUUUUGUAAGAAACACAUUGGAAAGAAGAACAUUGCGUUACAAGCAGCAGUCGUACCGCUCUGCUUUAGCUGAGCAGCCGAUUCGGACCUCCCUGGACUUGGAGCUGGAUCUCCAGGCCUGCAGGACCCGUCAGAGGCAGCUGAUGGAGGAGCUGAGUGCUCUGAGGGAGCUCAAGAUGCGUCUGGAGGAGCCGCAAGCAAGGGAAGCUGCCGAGCUUCCCUUGUGGGCGCUGAGGGACGAUCGUUUCCGCUGCCUGCUCCGAGAGGCUCAGCGACAGGCCAACCAGAGCAAGCAGGAGCAGCGUCAGGAGGAGGCGUCGGAAAGGAGGCUGAGAAAGGCUUCCAAAGAGGUUCUCCAAAUGAGGGGCCAGAGCCAGAAGGAGCCCCUGCCUGUGCAGACAUUCAGAGAGAAGAUGGCCUUUUUCACAAGACCAAGGUUCAACAUACCUCCUUUGCCCGCCGACGACGUGUGACAGCUGCUCUUCCACGUUUGGUGACUACACAUGAAGUAUUUGCUCUGUGAACUCUUGAAGUACAAAGAGCCGUCCUCUGUACCGAGGACACGCACAGGGGUGGUGUGUGCAGACUUUGAAGAUAAGAAGGUUUCACAUUUUCUGAAGUGUGUGUGUGUGUGUCAGUACUCAUGCACACACACCAUAAACAGUUGAUUCCUUUUAUAAGGAAGUGUUAUUCUCUCUUUACUCCUGUAUGUUUGUGCUUACCAAAAGGCUGGAAGAUGGGAACAAAGUCAGUUUAGACAAAUUCACUGUACUGUAACUUAUAGUACUUUUCCUUGAAGGAAAUUUAAACACUUCCUGCUUUUUAAGUGUAUUUUGUAGCUUUGAACAAAUAGCACUUCAGUGUUUUUACAUACAGUAAUUAUGUAACUAUUUUGUUUCUGUUCCAUAAUUCUUAAAAGUUAUUUACAUCAAAUGUCACUUUGUAAUCCACCUUUAGUACAGAUGUCCUUUUUGUUGUUAUAUUAUUAAAGUUAAUAUUAUUUCAUGUACUUUUCAGUAUACGGAUGAACAUGUGAAACACAGUAUUCACAUUUUUUUCUGCAGUGUUACCUCUUGUGAAGAUAAAAUCAUUAAACCACAUGUUGGCGCUC